GCGUCAGCUGACCUGCCUUUACUGAACAGCAAACCGACCCGAGAGAUAAACAAACUCCGCGAGGGAGGGAAGGAGCGAGCGCUCGAGCUGGACACGGACACGCGCUCUCGUCUCAGAAGCCCUUUCACCCCGCCUCCGCCAGCUGCGUCGCCGCAAGCUUUCGUACGUCCACAGCGUCCCGAACCAUUCUCUGGACGUCGACAACUGCUUAUUAGGUGCCUGUGAGGAAAAACCUUGAAUUAAGAGAUCUUCCAGACACCUCUAAAAUGGCCUCUACAGUAAUUAGCUCAGUUCCUACUACUGCAUCUCGAUUUGCUCUUUUACAAGUGGAUAGUGGCAGUGGAUCCGAUUCAGAAUCUGGAAAGGGAAGAAGUGGUCGGAGUGCUGGGAAGGCCCAAGGUUCAGGCAGCAAGACAACCACAAAUGAAAAGAAAAAGGAAAAAAGGAGAAAAAAGAAGGAACAGCAACAGAGUGAAGCAAAUGAGCUCAGAAAUCUCGCUUUUAAAAAAAUCCCUCAGAAGUCUUCUCAAGGAGCCUGCUUGUCUCAGCAUGAGCAAACACUACACAAUUCAGCACAGAAGGACUCUCAAGAAGAGAACUGGCAAGAGUGGAGACAGAGAGAUGAGCAGUUAACUUCUGAAAUGUUUGAAGCAGACCUUGAAAAGGCAUUACUUCUAAGCAAACUGGAAUAUGAAGAGAACAGAAAGGACCAUGAUCAUACUGAAAAUGCUUCUCCUCCAUCAAAGGCUGCACACAAGAAAGAGAAAAGGAAAAAUCAGCAGGGGAAAGACAAACCUCUCACAGUGUCUUUAAAAGAUUUUCAAUCUGAUACUAACAUAGAUCACCUUCCUAAAAAGCAGGAGGAAUUGAGCUCCUCACAUACUUGCUUGCACGAUGGUGGAUUCUUCAAUAGACUGGAAGAUGAUGUGCAUAAAAUACUUAUUAGAGAGAAAAGAAGAGAGCAGACCACAGACCAUAAUGGAAUGGAUAACAGUGCAUCUCGUGAUUACACUCAGGAUUUUUUCCUAAAAGAUGGAAGAACGGAGAGACUAAAACUGGAACUUGAAAAGAAAGAUGUAGAAAUUCAGCAACUAAAGAGCAUAAUCACACAGUGGGAGGCAAAGUAUAAGGAAGUAAAAGCACGAAAUGCACAGCUGUUGAAAAUGCUACAAGAAGGUGAAAUGAAAGAUAAAGCUGAAAUACUGCUCCAGGUUGAUGAAUCUCAGAGUAUUAAGAAUGAGCUGACCUUGCAGGUAACCAAUCUUCAUGCUGCAUUGGAACAAGAACGAUCUAAAGUGAAAUUACUGCAAGCAGAGUUAACUAAAUAUCAGGGUGGAAGAAAAGGCAAAAGAAAUUCAGAGUCUGACCAGUACAGGUGAUCACAUUUUGAAUUCAAAGCCAAAAAAAAAAAAAAAGGAAUCUUGAUCUUCAGGGGUUUUGCAAAAAUGUAUAUUUGUACUACUACUGCUUAACUAUGCAGUUUUGGGGGGUUGGGCAGUGGGAAUUUAAUUGACUAAGAAUCUGAAUACUCAGUCUGUUGCACUUUUAGUGUAAAGAACAGAAGCUGGAAACUAAUAUUAAUAGUGAUGCUCAAACCUUGUUCGUGCUAAUUCUACAUUUAGUUUUUCAUCAGUCAAUAAACUUUUUGUCAUUUGUACAAA
Molecule: messenger RNA, 1661 nt
Organism: Hemicordylus capensis (graceful crag lizard)
Lineage: Eukaryota; Metazoa; Chordata; Lepidosauria; Squamata; Cordylidae
Gene: GKAP1
Product: G kinase anchoring protein 1
Exons: 12
Coding region: 267-1379 (370 amino acids)
Biological process (GO): signal transduction
Cellular component (GO): Golgi apparatus
Source: RefSeq, a predicted model, not a curated record